Messenger RNA from Pocillopora damicornis (cauliflower coral), 1168 nucleotides. Its product is annotated as neuromedin-K receptor-like. Gene Ontology annotation, biological process: G protein-coupled receptor signaling pathway. The record is from RefSeq and is a predicted model, not a curated record. Gene Ontology annotation, cellular component: membrane. Lineage: Eukaryota; Metazoa; Cnidaria; Anthozoa; Scleractinia; Pocilloporidae. Gene Ontology annotation, molecular function: G protein-coupled receptor activity.
CCCCAUUUCAGCUAGAAAAAGAAACCGUGAUAUCGAGAAAGAAGUCGUCGCUUUCAUUUGUCAUUGAACAGAAUAUGAAAGCAAAUCCAAAAUGAAUAUCUCCGGGAAGUCUGCUGAAGACAGCCAUGCUGAUCGCUUAUCGGAAUCUUUCAGUUCUCGUGGGACAUUUCAAGUCGUUCUAGAAUCGUUGAUCUACAGUUUGAUUUGUUCUACUUCUUUUGUCGGAAAUCUCCUUGUUCUAUAUAUUGUGUACAAAUCUGUUAGACUUAAGAACGUGCCGGGGAUGUUAAUUGCUUCACUAGCUCUGUCAGAUGUUGCUAUCAUUUCCUUCACGACUUCGCCGUCUUUACUCUCACUCAUUCAUGGCAGAUGGACUUCAGGCUUUGCAACAUGUCAAUUUCAAGGUUAUGUUGUUAUAACAACAACAGCAGCUUCUCUACAGACCAUGGCAUUAAUGUCUCUUGAUCGAUACUAUCGUGUUGUUCGUCCGAUGAAGCACCGAACUCUCUUCUCCAUGCCACGCGCACGGCUCAUGGCCGCAGCUGUCUGGUUUCUAGCCAUGAUGUAUCCAGUCCCUUAUCUCGUUAGCGGUAGAAAAUACAUUUUCCAUCCGGGAAAAUUUUUCUGUUUCCAUGAAGCAAAGAUGUCGUUUGUGUCUGACUUUGUUUAUAUCUGUCUCUUCAUCUCCAUUUCUGUUCUUUUGUUUUGCUAUUUCAACAUUUUUCGACAAUUAAGAGCAAAUGCAAACCGCAUACAAAGUUGGCGUGCACAUGACAAUAGCAUAUCUUCUGAUGAUGCUAAACUGACCAAGACAUUAUUUGCAACUGUUCUUGCAUAUGUAUUUUGCUGGACGCCCGUUUUAAUAAUCGAUUUUGUGGAAAUGGGGGUCGGAAAAUGGUCCCUUCCGCGUGUGGUUUAUGUCAUGUACACUGAUAUGGGACUAACAAGUUCCUCUGUUAACCCAAUCAUUUAUGGAGCCUUAAAUCGAACAUUUCGACAGGAAUACAAAAAGAUUUUUUGCUUCAGGAAGUUAUUGAGCCACAACAUAAACCGCUCUGAUAUUUCGAAGGGCCGAGAGACAAAGAGUUGUACAUUAGCAGGUAAAACGGUCAAUUAAAAUCUAAUAUGAAUCUAACUGAAUGACAUUUUUUUUAAUAAAUGGGCUCUA